GCUUUUGCCUCCAGGAACCUCCCUCAAUGUGCCCCAUCCACAACGUUUUUAACCAACCCGUGACCUCUGCUCAUCGACUUGCUGUGUCCAUUGGAUCCCUCGGUCCAACAAAUGCGCGCAAUGUGCAUCCAGAGUGGAACUAUGGAAGAUUGGAUUGGGUUGAAUUAGACGAAGGACCAGACUCUAGCUCCAAAGAUGCUCAAGGUGCUUGUCCUGACCCCGCUUAAGCCUUAGAGGGAAUAGGAUCCCGCAAUGGCUCUUAUCAUUAUCUAAGUGACCGUUCAUCCUUUGGGCCCCAUUCAGAACCCCUACAGCUGCUGUCCCGGAUCAACUAUCUGCGUGCCUGCACACGCUCCUACUAGCAAUUGCACCAGCCAUGAAGAUAAGCGGGCUCUACGUCUAUCCCGUCAAGUCUUUGCGAGGGACGGCUCUCUCGGAAGCCCUAGCUACGCGGCAUGGCUUUAGAUAUGACCGCAUAUUCAUGCUGUUGAAAGUCAUCCCCGGAGGAUGCGAGAACAUGGCCGUAUCCAGCUUUCCUGAAAUGGUGCUCUUCCUGACGGACAUCUCAUACCCUGAAGACGACGAUAAAAGCGGAGGGACCCUCUCGGUGAGAUACAAGACUCCAGGAAGCGCCGAUACUGAGCCCAAGGACAUAUUGAGGAUUCCUCUGCAUCCUGACACCCAGGAUCUGGAAAUGUUCGAAGUCCAUAUGCAUGACAGUCCCACCAAAGCCUUCAAAAUGCCAUCUCAGUACAGCUCGUGGUUUUCCUCGCGCUUUGGUUAUGAAGUCGUCUUCGCGUACCUGGGAGGUAAUCUGCGGGAUGUUUUGUGGGAAGAGAUGAAGCCAGCAAAAGGAAAUUCCUGGCUAUCAACACUUUCGAGCAGUAUCUUGGGUGGUUCCAACAGUAGGGAACAGAUCACAUUCGCCGACUGUUCCCCUUACCUCAUUGUGUCUAAGACUUCGCUGGGAGACGUCUCUUCCCGACUCCCUGAUGGCGAGGAAAUGGACAUGACGAAGUUCAGGCCAAAUAUCGUGCUUGACGGCGCAGAGAAAGCGUGGGAAGAGGACUUCUGGGGUAAAGUCAAGGUUAACAAUGUCGAGUUCACACUUGCACAUAACUGCGUACGAUGUAAGAGCAUCAAUGUUGACUACAACACGGGACAGCCUGGCACAGGCGAAUCCGGCUCCGUACUGAAGAAGCUACAAAAAGACAGAAGGGUCGACACUGGUGCGAGAUGGAGCCCGGUGUUUGGGCGAUAUUCCUUCCUUAAUUCUAAGAACGGCAAUGUCGUGCUCCGAGUCGGGGAUGAGGUUAGUGUCACGCAAUUGAAUCCAGAGCGGACGGUUUGGAGCUGGAAAGGUUUAGGAUAAAUGCAAGCUCAUACUACGAUUGGAGUUACCCAACUCUCAAUCGGCUUCUUGUUACCACUAAACCCUUCGUGUAGAAAUGU
Molecule: messenger RNA, 1452 nt
Organism: Lindgomyces ingoldianus
Lineage: Eukaryota; Fungi; Ascomycota; Dothideomycetes; Pleosporales; Lindgomycetaceae
Product: MOSC domain-containing protein
Exons: 4
Coding region: 377-1372 (331 amino acids)
Molecular function (GO): molybdenum ion binding; pyridoxal phosphate binding; catalytic activity
Source: RefSeq, a predicted model, not a curated record